AUGGAGUCUGCGAAGCAUUCUGCGCAACAGGCAAUCCGGCUACAACUACCGCCACAUCCAAUGUUCCGGAAUCCCAUCCUAGGGACGGAACAGCUUCAACAGUCACUCAUGAAGCCUCCUCAAGUUGGUAUGUCGAAGUUGCGCUCAUUGCUUCCCAUCAUUCUUUCACUCAAACCAAGUUGGGCUGGACAACUAUGGAAGGCACCUCGAAAUAGAACUUCAAGCCUUCGUCCACUAAACUCCGAUAGGUUCUCCUCCCACUGGAGAUGGGUGGUGAUGAUAAUCGCACUAGCGGUUGGGUUCACCUUUUUUGCUCUUCUCUUGAUUUAUUUAAAGCGUCGGCACAAGCGUAAGCGAGCAAAUCAACCACAUUUCCCUUCAGCCCUACCUGCUGUGAUCCUCGGAGAUGGCAGUCGGAGCGCCCGUGAACCAACUUCGAGAAAUCUAGUCGCAGCAGCUCUGGCAGACGAUAAAUGGGGUCCACAGCAACAUCUUGCCCAUACACGCGCCCAAGGCCCUGGAAAUGCUGGCUCCACUCCCAAUAUAUCGAACAGAGCAGAAUCCGGACAAUUUACCCGUGCGCCGCAACGGGAACACGCUUAA
Molecule: messenger RNA, 603 nt
Organism: Histoplasma mississippiense
Lineage: Eukaryota; Fungi; Ascomycota; Eurotiomycetes; Onygenales; Ajellomycetaceae
Exons: 3
Coding region: 1-603 (200 amino acids)
Source: RefSeq, a predicted model, not a curated record